UGACGCUUUAAAAAAAAAAAAAGUAAACGGUCAAACGAUUAAGAACAGCUUCUAAAAACUAUCGGUGGAGGUGGUCACGUGUAAAGAAGGGUAGGUGGUGAGUAAGUGGUCCAUAUAUAGAAGCGCCUCCACGUUCACCAACACGAACGCGUACCUGUCACGCAUAUAUACGCAGCACGAGCACCGAAGCGCACACUUUUUGUGCUUGAGUGGAUUAAGCUCUGCCGACUUGACGGCUACCCAACGCUUCGUUAAUUGCAAAAGAACGACUACAAACCGUAUUCAUCAUGCCUGGACGUCCUCUGUGGCAGGUUGCUGGCAAGCGUGAAGCAAGCCAGGAGGCUGAAGCCCAGCAAUGGAUCGAGACAGUGGUUGGACAAAAGUUUCCAUCAGGCGUGAGUUACGAGGAUGCAUUAAGAGAUGGGGUGUUGCUAUGCAAUCUCAUGAACAAGUUGCAGCCUGGUCUUAUCACCAAGAUUAACACAUCCGGUGGGGAUUAUAAAAUGAUGGACAACCUCAAUCAGUUCCAGAAGGCCUGCGUGAAAUACGGAGUACCUGACGUGGACCUCUUCCAGGCCGUCGACCUUAUAGAAAGGAAGAACAUAGCACAAGUGACCAAUACGAUUUUCGCCAUCGGUCGCACUACGUAUAAACAUCCGGAAUGGCGCGGUCCUUGGCUAGGACCUAAACCAGCGGAGGAAAACAAACGAAACUUCACGGAGGAACAAUUAAGGGCUGGCGAAGGUCUUAUAGGUUUGCAGGCCGGUACCAAUAAGGGCGCUACUCAGGCUGGACAGAGUUUCGGUGCCACGAGGAAGAUCCUUCUUGGAAAAUAAUAAUUAACGCUCCUUGACUACACUUAUAAUUUAAAAAUAAUACUUCUAGGUUGUUUUUAGAUGAAACGAGCAUCGAAAUCGCGGAGGAGUCUCUAGUUGAAAGAAAAUUCUGAUGUAUCAUAGAUCCCGUAAUUUUAUUUGCAUUAUUGUAUAUUGAUAUAUAAAUUGUAUCGCAU
Molecule: messenger RNA, 1012 nt
Organism: Hylaeus volcanicus
Lineage: Eukaryota; Metazoa; Arthropoda; Insecta; Hymenoptera; Colletidae
Product: muscle-specific protein 20-like
Exons: 5
Coding region: 288-836 (182 amino acids)
Molecular function (GO): protein binding
Source: RefSeq, a predicted model, not a curated record